GUCACAGUCGAUAAAGAAGUAGCAGCAUAACCUCUUCGAAAUUCCCCAAUUUCUGAACGAGAACGAUUUCCUUCAAAAUAUUAAAUAUCUCGUGGGGCUUUUUAUAUAUUUAAAUAUUCGACGGGCUUUCCGGGAAAAGAAAAAAACGACGAAUGGUAGCAAUCAGGGGAAAUACAAAAUGGCUUCUAUUGAGUUUCGCGAGGUUAUAUGCAUUCUACGAUUGUUUAAUUCUUUCGUUUAUUCGACUAAUGACAAGUAGACUAAUUACGCGUGACUCCUUGAUUUCGCUGUUUAUAAUUAAUCAAUGAAACAGAAAUUUCUGUAUAAACGUAAAUUUCAAAUACGCCUUUUACUAUUUGAUGAUAUAUUUCUCCGAUAGGGAGUCGCUGGCAUCGUUUUCCCGAGACGUGUUGUGGAUAGGUUUGAAAUCUAUAAUCUUAUGUCAUUCGAGAAUGGUUUUUGAGUGAGUUGAUUUGGUCUCGAGAUUGUUUUUAAGUCAGGAAUUACAGGUCGAAAUCGAAGUCGGUUUCAUUGUUAUUCACAUCGUAAUUGACCGUGAAACGUAGUCGAACAGUAUGGUCGUCCCAAAAGAUUAUACAUUCCCGUCAGAUGAGGAAUUGACUGUCGAGGAAAUAAAUAUUAGCUAUCCAGCUCUGCACGCUGCAUCCUUUUACGUUGGCAAGAAAUGUGAACUCGAUAAUAAUGAAUUUACGCUAUGUAAACAAGAAACAAAGGACCCAAGGAAAUGCCUUAAGGAAGGAAGAAAUGUGACCGCUUGUGCAAUGGGGGUGUUUAAAGGCCUCAAGGAACAUUGUAUGCAGGAAUUUAAUCAGUAUAAGUAUUGUCUCGAACAAUCUUCUAGCAGGCUGGAACUUCAUCACUGUCGAAAAACACAAGGGGUGUUAGAUGAAUGCGUUCUAAAGAAUUUGAAAAUAGAACGACCAUAUUUCGGAUAUUUCUGCGAAGCCAAAGUUCACGACACUAAGAGACCAAAGCCAGAACCAUAUAGACCGACAUAUACAGAUGGUGUUGCUGAACCAAAUUUACCCGACCAUCUUGACGAGCCAAAGUUCGGUUUCAGAAACGCAUGGGCCUAACGUGUUAUCUGUUAGUACUGUUGGGAAUUUGUUUUUGUAGUCAAUAUUCUACAUAUUGCGAAACUUAAAGGAACUAAAAUAAUCAGAAUAUUUGUAUUUGUUUCGUAUACGAUUAGGAACGAAUACAAAUACAUAUAAUUUAUGCACUGAAAGAUACUGUAGAUUGCUAAAAAAACGAAAAGUAAUAAACAUAAAUCUUGAUCUGUAACAAGUUUUGCUUUACUAAGUUGAAAGGCUAAAGAUUAUAAUUUCUAGAAAGAAUGUUAUUCACGAGUCGGACAGUUGUCCAUGAGUAAAUAUUCAAUUUCGAGAUUCUAUGUGAAUUAUGCUAUCGCAUUUCUAUAAACCUUUAUAGAAGAAAUAUAUGUGUUUGUUAAGAAUA
Molecule: messenger RNA, 1479 nt
Organism: Nomia melanderi (Alkali bee)
Lineage: Eukaryota; Metazoa; Arthropoda; Insecta; Hymenoptera; Halictidae
Gene: ND-19
Product: NADH dehydrogenase [ubiquinone] 1 alpha subcomplex subunit 8
Biological process (GO): mitochondrial electron transport, NADH to ubiquinone
Cellular component (GO): respiratory chain complex I
Source: RefSeq, a predicted model, not a curated record